GUUCAUGGACAAGGUGGUGAAAGAUCAUUUAGAAGAUAACGCUUGGGACAUGGAAAGAAUGGGAUUCCUAAUAGGACAAGCAGUCAAGAAUGAAUUGCAAAAUGUAAAAAUGGAGAAAAAUCCAGAUGGGAAAUUGUUUGGUCAUAUGAUUCUACAUCAGCUAUACGACAAAACUGAGGAAGAUCUGAAGACACGAGUUAAUGAGCUGGAGCUUAUUCGCCGUCUACGAUCUGAACCAGCAUCAUUUUGGUCGGGUCUUGUGAAGAAAUAUUUCACCAGUCCUCAUGUAGCCGUCAUCGGAAUUCCAAGCGAGAAGAUGGUAGAGCAAGUGGCUAAUGAAGAGAAAGCAAGAAUAGAGCAGCAGCGGCAGAAACUCGGCGAUGACGGCAUCAAAAAAUGUGACGAAAACAUCUGCUGUGCCAUAAAGGAGAACACCGAACGAAAACCAGAUGCUGAAUUAUUGCAAGAGCUGAUUGUUAAAAAAUUGGAAGAGUUUGAUCGAUUUCCGGUAGAUGCAAAGAGCAAUGUAGGAGGUUCACCACCAUCACAGCCUAUAGCGAAAUUCUUGGAACAAUUUCCAUUCCCCACGACUGUACAUAACUCUCCGACGAAAUUCAUCGAAUUAUUUCUGUUCCUCGAUUCGAGCGGAUUGACGGCCGAACAAAGAGCCUGGUUGCUCCUCUACAAUAAUCUUUUAUUCGAAUCGCCAGCG
Molecule: messenger RNA, 712 nt
Organism: Cylicostephanus goldi
Lineage: Eukaryota; Metazoa; Nematoda; Chromadorea; Rhabditida; Strongylidae
Source: the annotation of a GenBank genome assembly